AUGUCCAUGCGAGUACUUUUUCCGUUCCUUCUCAUCGUGGCUGUUGUGUAUACUUACGAAGACUCAAUGAUUCCUUCACUGAGUCUCCAAACUGCACCUUUGGAAAUGCAGCCUGAACAAGCAGACUCUAUUCAACAGAGACCAAUAAUGAUUCAAACGCGACGAUCACGUACGAAGCUCGAGUGUAUUCUGAAUUUGCGCAGUUUCGAGCUGUGUCGGAAUUUAUUUUAA
Messenger RNA from Auanema sp. JU1783, 231 nucleotides. Lineage: Eukaryota; Metazoa; Nematoda; Chromadorea; Rhabditida; Rhabditidae. The record is from the annotation of a GenBank genome assembly.